GCAAACUCACCGUAACACAGUGACACAAUGGGCUGUUGUGUAACUAAUUGAGGGUUUUACUGUUGGACAAAUACGCAUUACGAUUUGCAGUUUGUGUGGUUAGCCUGUGAUAAGACAUUCCUGCACGGAUUGUGGCGACAGAGCGAGGGGGCUUUGCAUAAUUAAAGGUCAUGCCUUUCACGUGAAAUACUCCUUUAAAAGCAGAUUCGGUCACAUUGAGGCGCAUCGUAAACAAGCGAAUAGAGAAGAGAGGGGAAGUCGGUUGGUCAAGUCGGCUACAGGAUGGUGUCAUCGAACCCUUUACCGGAGGGAUUCUCUGAAUUUGAUGUGUUCUCCUUAGGGUGUUGUCUUCUGGUGGAGGGUCUCCUGGGCUUCUUUCUAAAUGGCGUGACAGUCGUUGCUUUCCUCAAAGUCAGAGAGCUGAGAUCCCCGAGUAAUUUCCUUGUGUUCAGUUUAGCGAUGGCUGAUAUGGGCAUUUCCAUGAACGCCACCGUCGCCGCUUUCUCCAGCUUUUUGAGGUACUGGCCUUAUGGUUCUGAAGGGUGCCAAACUCAUGGGUUCCAUGGCUUCUUGUCAGCUCUCGCCAGCAUCCACUUCAUAGCUGCCAUUUCCUGGGACAGAUACCACCAGUACUGCACUAGAACAAAGCUGCAGUGGAGCAGCACCAUCACUUUGACUGUAUUUAUCUGGCUGUUUACUGCUUUCUGGGCCAUCAUGCCGCUCAUUGGCUGGGGAGAGUAUGACUAUGAGCCCCUCAGGACCUGCUGCACUCUGGACUACAGCAAGGGAGACAGAAACUAUGUGUCCUACUUGAUCCCUCUGGCCAUCUUCAACAUGGCCAUCCAGGUGUUUGUUGUCAUGUUCUCUUACAAAGCCAUUGCACAGAAAUUCAAGAAGACUGGCAACCCCAGGUUCAACCCCAACACUCCUCUUAAGGCUAUGCUCUUCUGCUGGGGCCCCUAUGGCAUCCUGGCUUUCUACGCUGCUGUGGAGAAUGCCAGCCUGGUUUCCCCUAAGCUCAGAAUGACUGCUCCUAUCCUGGCUAAGACCUCUCCGACCUUCAAUGUCUUCCUGUACGCUUUGGGAAAUGAGAAUUAUAGAGGAGGCAUCUGGCAGUUCCUCACUGGAGAAAAGAUUCCUGUGCCUCAAACUGAGAACAAGUCCAAAUAAGGUUAAUGCUGCUGAAAGGCAUACAGAUUAUAAAGCAUCCAGUUUCUCCCUGGAGGGACUAGUGCAGCAGUGGUUCACUGUCCCACUUAGUAAAAAUAUUUGGACUUGCCUACUUCUGUAAUAAACAGGAUUUUUUGGAGUUCAUAUCAAAAUGUAAUGAGAUUUUUAUUAUUAAGUAAGGGAUGACAUUUAUUGUGAGUUUAUCUUAAAACACGUUCACAAUCCCUGCUUCUUGUGAAGUGAUGUGAGAUACAUACCCCAGGGCUCUCUCUAUUUCUCUAUAGUCUCUAAAUGUAUUUUAUCCUGUCCGCUCUGGUCUCAGAAUCAAGGGCUCCUGUCUGUCCACAGAGCUAAAAAAGAAAUCUGCAGGCAACAGGGCCUUCACCUCUCGGCGCCCCUUCCUCUGGAAUAACCACCCUGUUUCCCUGACAUUCUGACUCUAUAAAGGGCUUUAAAUCAGAACUUAAAACCCAUUUUUAUGCCUCAACUGUCAAUUAGUGGCUCAUUACCUCAGGCUGUUCACCUGCACCAUUACCCCACUGGCAGGACAGUCUCAGUUUCACUGAAUCUGUUAACCCUACUGAGUUCUCUCUGUCUCCCUUGUGUCCACAUUGUCCCUGUUUUGCUCUACUUCUGUGUGUUUGUUUUAUUUCUCCAGAUGUGCUUCAGUUUCCCUCUGUGUGUUUGUGUAGUCUGUGUUCUUUCCAGGUCUUUGGGAGAAGUCGUCCUGUGGCCUGCUGUAGGUCCUAUUUGUUGGCAGCACCUGGACAUUGCUUGAUGUGUUUCAACAUUGUAUUCUUCAUAUAUAUUUAAAGUCCAUGAUGUUGUCAUCCUGAGUGUCCAUACUUGCAGUUUUACUACAUCCUUUAUUUUGUACACAUAGCGGGUAUUGCAUGUUUGUCCAUCCUGGAAGAGAGAUCCCUCCUUUUUUUUGUACAUUGAUAGAAUUAACUAGUCCACUGGCUGACGCCUCUAUUACCAAGAGGCCUUCUUGUGUUCAGAAUCCUUUUGCCGUUCAGUUCAACCUGUUAAAUCAGUGUGCUUCCUCCACUAUAAUAUAAUAUAAUGAAACAAAUGGACAUGUGACAAUAAUAUACAUUCACUCUUGAAACAACAAUCAAAUGCACACCUACAGUAACACAUUAAAUAUUAGAAUAAAAAUGUAUUUGCUUUGAAGAAACAGUAUUGUUCCUGGAAUAGUGUUUCAGUGUAAUCUGGAUUAAAGUGGUGCUCUGCAUCACUGCUCUCUGGAAAUCGCUGUUUUAGUUCAUUGAACUCACUUUGACCAGUAAAGA
Molecule: messenger RNA, 2465 nt
Organism: Monopterus albus (swamp eel)
Lineage: Eukaryota; Metazoa; Chordata; Actinopteri; Synbranchiformes; Synbranchidae
Gene: rgra
Product: retinal G protein coupled receptor a
Exons: 7
Coding region: 283-1170 (295 amino acids)
Biological process (GO): G protein-coupled receptor signaling pathway; visual perception; phototransduction
Cellular component (GO): membrane
Molecular function (GO): G protein-coupled receptor activity
Source: RefSeq, a predicted model, not a curated record